AUGCGAUCGCCCGGCGAACUAGGCGCGCGGCGCGACGCGGCCAAGCAACUCAAGGUGCUGAUGCCUUCUUGCUUCCACAGGCUGAGCAUCUCCGACGAGCUCGCUGGGCACUUGGAUGCCGGAAAUGGAGGAGACGACACAGCCCUGACGAUGGCCCUCGUCGUCAACUCGUUCGGCAAGGUCUGGCAGGUGGAGGUCGGCCGGGACGGCGGCGGCGCGUUCCUGGGACCCGGGUGGCCGGAGUUCGUGGCCGCGAACGGCUUCGGCGUCGGGUGGUUCUUGGUGCUCCGGCACGAAGGGCGUGGUGUGCUCACCGUCAAGGCGUUCGACCUCACGUGCUGCCUCAAGGAGUCCCGCGGCCUUCAGCCUUCUACAGCAACAGGAAGCAACAGAUAUGGUUCACAUAAGCCGCAGUUCAUCAAGGUUCUCCUGCCGGAUUUCACCGAGAAGAUGCUGAUCCCUCCAGCUUUUGUACAACGCUAUGUCUCCGAGGCGCAACAAAGUAGCAAAAUGGCUAUCAUUGCUAGCCAGUUUGGAAAAUUUUGGCCCAUCGAGGUCAACAAUGACGGAUCAGGAAUGUUCCUUGCUGGUGGCUGGUCACAGUUCCUGGCUUUUCAUGGCAUCUCGGAAGGUGACGUCAUGCUCUUGAGAUAUGAAGGCAACAUGGUGUUCAAAAUCAAAGUAUUCGGGCUAAACGGAUGCCAGAAGGAUUUGAAAGGCCGGGCCACAGGAACUCAACAAAAUACUGAGAGGCAAAAAGAAGCACAUUUGUGUAGGGAGCAUGAGAGGUCAAGUGGUAAAGAAGACACAAGACCAAAAGGUUCGCUAAGUUCUUCCAACAAAGGAUCACAGAAGAAAAGGAGAUUUUGUAGCCUUGAGAAUGGAGAGCGGCCUUCGAUAAAGAAAGAGAUGAGCACCUACUCGGUUAAAAAGUUCGUGUCUUUGGCAACCACCUUCUGCGACUUGAUCGGGCUCGUCGGAGAAUGCACGAUCACGCUCAAGACCUCGAUGAAGAGCACCAAGUGCUGGCAGGUGGGUGCUCGCAGGUACAAGAACUACGGCUACCUGGGUGGAAAAAGAUGGAAGAGCUUCUGCAUGGAGAACAAGAUCAGGGAAGGCGACGUGUGCACCUUUCACAUCGUCGAAGCCGCUCUGUGGCAUGUCGUCAUCACACACAACUCAGAUAGAAUCGGAUAG
This is a messenger RNA of Lolium rigidum, 1197 nucleotides long. RefSeq names its product putative B3 domain-containing protein Os04g0347400. The record is from RefSeq and is a predicted model, not a curated record. Gene Ontology annotation, molecular function: DNA binding. The transcript is spliced from 6 exons. The coding region runs from base 1 to 1197 and encodes 398 amino acids. NCBI's taxonomy places the organism in Eukaryota, Viridiplantae, Streptophyta, Magnoliopsida, Poales, Poaceae.